GGAUUGAGGAACUAGUAUAGAGGAGGUGAGAUUAUUUCAGUUUUAGGAAAAAAAAUAUUCACGUCGAGUCAAGCUGUAAGCUGUUAAGUGAACUUGUGGACUGUACUGUAAGCAAAUCAAACGCGCAGAGUGACAAGAAAGGAAGCUCUGGUCGUUUCUGUUUAAUACCUUUUGUUGCCAUGAAAGAGUCCCAUUUUAAGGACAACUUUUGGAGUACAGAUUUUAACAGUACUGCUGGAUAUGAUAAUUUAAUUCAACAUCUAAAUGACGGGAAGAAAACAUGCAAAGAAAUAGAAGACUUCAUCAAAGCCAGAGCUACCAUUGAAGAAAAAUAUGGAAAGGAGCUGAUUAACUUGUCAAGGAAAGUCUGUGGUCAAACUGAGCUGAACACAAUGAAGAGAGCCUUGGAUGUCUUCAAACAACAAAUUGAAAAUAUUGGUCAGGCUCAUGCUCAUUUGGCUCAGAGCCUAAGGGAAGAAGCAAAAAGACUUGAGGAUUUUCGGGAAAGGCAAAAAGAUUCAAGGAAAAAGGUAGAACAAUUUAUGGAGUCAUUAUACAAGCAAAAGACCUCUCAGUACAAAAAAACAAUGGAGUCAAAAAAGACAUAUGAACAGAAGUGCAGAGAAAAGGAAGAAGCAGAACAGAAUCUGAAUAGAAACGCUAAUACCAGUAACGUCAAGCAGCAAGAAAAGCUUCAGACGAAAUCUCAACAAACGAAAGCAGCUGCAGAUGAUGCAGACAAAGUUUAUCAGCAGAAUGUAACAUUGAUGGAGAAGGUCAGAGAUGAGUGGCAAAAAGAGCACAUUAAAAGUUGUGAGCACUUUGAAACGCAAGAGGUUGAAAGGAUACACAAUUUGAGGAACAUCAUAUGGACUCAUGUAAAUCAGCUUUCUCAACAGUGUGUUACAAGCGAUGAGUUCUAUGAAGAAGUGCGGAAGUCUCUGGAACAGUGCAGUGUACAAAAAGAUAUUGAAUACUUCAUCGACCUUAGAAGAACCGGUGAAACUCCGCCAGCUCCCAUUCCAUAUGAAAAUUUUUACAAUGGGCAGAGACCUAAUGCUAGUCGAUCUCAAGUUCAAUGUGGGAGAAGAGGCCCUCUUCCCUCUCCAUCAACAACACCAAGUGAUGGAGUGUAUUCCACAGCUGAAGAUCCCUCCUAUAGUCUAGUUCGAUACUAGACAGUGACUGCUCCAUAACCUCACGUGAUAACCAACAAUAGACAAAAUAUGCAAAAUAAAACAGAACUUUUUUAUGAUAUUAUUUAUAUGAUUGGAAAUUAUAUAGCAUUCUUUUGAGAGACAUUUUCUUCUUUAUUUUGUUACAGUGAAAGUGAAAAUAUGCGAAAACUAUUGCCACUAAAGUUAUUUUCACACCUGUCUCUGUUUCUUAUAUAUAAAAUACAAAUAAUAGUAGAGCUACUUGUGCAAAUUAAUGUUACAUCAAUAUUUAUGACAGUAAAAUGUUUUUGAAUCAUUCUGUUCAUAUAUGCGAUUGCAUUUCUGUCUGUAAAUAAAACAGAAAA
This is a messenger RNA of Erpetoichthys calabaricus (reedfish), 1522 nucleotides long. It is a transcript of the gene pstpip2, whose product is annotated as proline-serine-threonine phosphatase interacting protein 2. Gene Ontology annotation, molecular function: actin filament binding. The record is from RefSeq and is a predicted model, not a curated record. Bases 180 to 1178 code for a protein of 332 amino acids. Gene Ontology annotation, cellular component: actin filament; plasma membrane; cytoplasm. The transcript is spliced from 14 exons. Lineage: Eukaryota; Metazoa; Chordata; Cladistia; Polypteriformes; Polypteridae. Gene Ontology annotation, biological process: actin filament polymerization.